AUGGAGCCUACGGUGCUCAUCAUCGGCGCAGGGACCUUCGGCACCUCGACCGCCUACCACCUGGCCCAGACCUACCGGGACGCCUCCCGCGUGACCGUCAUCGACCGCGAGGCCUCGCCGCCCGCCAAGGCGGCCGCCAUCGACAUCAACCGCAUCAUCCGCGCCGACUACCCGAGCACGUUGUACUGCAACCUCGCCAACGAGGCCAUCCACCCCUGGUUCUGGAGCAACGAGCUCGGGCCCUGCUUCCAUCGGGUCGGGUGGCUGAGGCUGAACGAGGCGGGCAGCGACCUGCAGGGCCGCAUAUUCGCCACGCUGCGCGGGCGGGGCACGCAUAUCAUGCAGGACGUCCCGCUUGAGGAGCUUGGCCGGCGCUGGGAUGGCCUGCUGGAGGGGACGGAGACGGCCGGGUUCGACAGUGCGUACUUCAAUCCCGACGCCGGGUGGGUGGACGCCGCGAGCGCGACGGCGCGGUUCAUGGCGACGGCGACGGGGAAGGGCGUGAAGAGGGUGGCGGGCGACGUCGUGGAGUUGCUAGUCGACACCAAGACGGGCCGGGUCGAGGGCUGCAGGACGGCGGACGGGCGGCGUCUUACGGCCGACAAGGUCGUUCUUGCCGUCGGCGGUUGGACUAGCGCUUUGCUGGCCCCUGUCGAGGAGACGCUGGGGGUCCCCGAGCAGGACAGCAUCGAGCGCCAGGCGCAGGCUACGGCGAUCGUGUCGGCGUACUAUCGCAUAUCCUCCAGUGAUGUCGGCAGGAUGGCCAACGUCGAGCUGCCGUGUGUGAUAUACGGCCAGGUCGGAGAGGUGAUUCCGGCUUCGAAGAAUAACGGGCUUCUAAAGUAUAACAACUCGCGCACCCGGUUGGUAAAUACCGUGACAAGCAAGUCAGGGAGGAAGAUCUCCGUCCCGCCGUCGGACAGGGACCAGAGGGAUGUGCCAGAAGGUCUGAAGCGCGAGACAGAGGCGAUCUUGACUUCGAAGCUGAUGCCGAGCUUCGCGCGAGGGACACCUGAGUACUGGCGAAUUUGCUGGGACUCGACGACGCCCUCGGAGGACUUGCUGCUGUGUGAGCACCCCAAAGUCAAGGGCAUCUAUGUCAUCAAUGGAGGAUCCUUCUGUGGUUACAAGUUUCUUCCGAACAUUGGCAAGUAUAUGCUCAACGUCUUGAACGGGCAGAGCAACGGACCGGAGAAGGACAAAGCCUGGGGCUGGAAGAGCAGCGCGGCACUAGAGGCGGCCAGGCGAGGGAAUAAGGGUGUUGAGCAGCGCGAGUUCGAAGAGUUCGUCGACAAGAGUCCGUCCAGACCGAAUGAUCAGUCCCGACUAUGA
This is a messenger RNA of Diaporthe citri, 1332 nucleotides long. RefSeq lists its product as uncharacterized. Gene Ontology annotation, molecular function: sarcosine oxidase activity; flavin adenine dinucleotide binding; saccharopine oxidase activity. The record is from RefSeq and is a predicted model, not a curated record. Lineage: Eukaryota; Fungi; Ascomycota; Sordariomycetes; Diaporthales; Diaporthaceae. The transcript has 2 exons. The coding region runs from base 1 to 1332 and encodes 443 amino acids.